Molecule: messenger RNA, 3321 nt
Organism: Lates calcarifer (barramundi perch)
Lineage: Eukaryota; Metazoa; Chordata; Actinopteri; Centropomidae
Product: neuronal acetylcholine receptor subunit alpha-7
Exons: 10
Coding region: 49-1638 (529 amino acids)
Biological process (GO): signal transduction; chemical synaptic transmission; monoatomic ion transmembrane transport
Cellular component (GO): postsynaptic membrane; synapse; neuron projection
Molecular function (GO): transmembrane signaling receptor activity; acetylcholine-gated monoatomic cation-selective channel activity
Source: RefSeq, a predicted model, not a curated record
AUUCCACUCAGUUUCUCUUCUCUCUGCUGUGACUCGCGGCUGUUGAGGAUGGACGCUCGGAUCUUCACCCUGCACGUCCUGACGCUCUGCUGCCUCAUCCACGGCUCUCUGCAGGGUGCGUAUCAGCGACGUCUCUACAAGGAGCUGAUGAGGAACUACAACCCGUUAGAGCGACCGGUCAACAACGACUCCCACAGCCUCACGGUCCACUUCAGCUUCAGCCUGCUGCAGAUCAUGGACGUGGAUGAGAAGAACCAAGUCCUGACGACCAACAUCUGGCUGCAGCUGUACUGGACAGAUUUCUACCUGCAGUGGAACACGUCAGACUAUCCAGGUGUGACCAACGUCAGGUUCCCCGACAACCAGAUCUGGAGGCCCGACAUCCUCCUGUACAACAGUGCUGAUGAAAGGUUCGAUGCCUCCUUCCACACCAACAUCCUGGUCAACUCCACCGGCUACUGUCAGUACCUGCCACCAGGAAUAUUUAAGAGCACCUGUUACAUCGACGUCCGCUGGUUUCCGUUCGACGUGCAGCGCUGCGACCUGAAGUUCGGCUCCUGGACGUACGGCGGCUGGUCUCUGGACCUGCAGAUGAUCGAGGCCGACAUCACCGGAUACAUCGCCAACGGAGAGUGGGACCUCGUGGAGGUUCCCGGGCGGAGGAACGAGCGUUUCUACGACUGCUGUAAGGAGCCGUAUCCUGACGUGACCUUCACCGUGGUGAUGAGGAGGAGGACGCUCUACUACGGACUCAACCUCCUCAUCCCCUGCGUCCUCAUCUCCACCCUCGCCCUCCUCGUCUUCCUGCUGCCCGCCGACUCCGGAGAGAAGAUCUCCCUCGGCAUCACGGUGCUGCUCUCUCUGACCGUCUUCAUGCUGCUGGUGGCUGAGAUCAUGCCGGCAACGUCCGACUCCGUUCCUCUGAUAGCUCAGUACUUUGCGACCACCAUGGUGAUCGUGGGUCUGUCAGUCAUCGCUACAGUCCUGGUUCUGCAGUAUCAUCACCACGACCCUGAUGGAGGACACAUGCCACGAUGGACCCGUGUGGUUUUGUUGAACUGGUGCGCCUGGUUCCUGAGGAUGCGGCGUCCCGGCGAGGCGAAGGUCCGUCUGGCGUGUCACAACGCCACCAAGCGUCGUCGCGGCAGCCUGUCCAGCCUGGAGCUCAGCGUCAGCCAGGGGUCGCUGCGACAUCACCCGCAGGUAACCAACGGCAACCUCCUCUACGUCGGCUUCCGAGGCGUGGAGGGGUUGCACUACGCCUCGCCCACCGAGCCCGAGCUGCUCUGUUCGCGCCUGGUGGGCGGCGGCAGCGUCGGUGGGGAGGAGGACGUGCUGAGAGCUGGGGGCGGGGCUGGAGGCAGAGGAGGAGGAGGAGGUGGUGGAGGAGCGGUGGUUGGGGGCUCGAUGCUGGAGGCAGAGCUGAACCAGAUCCUGGAGGAGGUGAGAUACAUCGCAAGGCGUUUCCGAGGCCAGGACGAGGAGGAGACGGUCUGCAGCGAGUGGAAGUUUGCCGCAGCGGUGAUCGACCGGUUGUGUCUGGUGGCGUUCUCGCUCUUCACCAUCCUCUGCACCAUCGGCAUCCUCAUGUCGGCUCCCAACUUCGUGGAGGCCAUUUCCAAAGACUUCUUCAGCUGAGGAGGAAGAGCGCUGACCCACGUACCUGCUGUCUAUAUUUUUAUUUGUGUCGACAAACCAACGUGUUCGUCCGUCUGUCGGCACCUUCUGAUUUCAGUCCAUUAUCAAUGGAAUGCGUUUGUUGGGGUUUCCAGCUGCAAAUAAAUCCUCACUUCGUGCUGUAGUGAGGGCUACUGCAGCUGUAGUCCUUCGUAUCUGCAGCAAAUUACAAUGAAUUCCAUUAAUGACCCACUUUAACCAUGAAAAUAAUUAGCAUCAUGCUCCGUAGACUCAUUGUGCUCCAUAUUCCUGCAAAAAUAUGGGUCAAUUAGCUUAGCGUAGCACAAACAAAAAAAAAGAAAUGUAAAAAAUGAUCAUUUGUGGUUUUAUAGGGACUAAUGUUGUGUUUAUUUUUUGACAAGCUGUUGUUUCUAGAAGUUGUGUGUAUGUACAGAUGUAUUAACAAGACGUAGAAGUGUUAGUAGAUGUAUUUUUGAACUAGCUAGUUUCGAGUCUUUGUGCUAAGCUAAGCUAACUGCCCAUUGACACCAGCUCUGGACUUCUAAGACACAUAUAUGAGUGUGGUAUCAAAUUUCUCAGCUCACACUCAGGAAGAAAAUGAGCAUACUCUCCCAAACAUGUCUGACUGUUUGCCACAGUUAGCUGCAAUAUAACAACUGAAAAGUAGCCACAAAAUUGGUGACAAGUGUGGCUGGGAUCAACGCAGCCUGACAGAAGUAACUCUUAAACCCACAUAUUUCUCUGAUUGUUGUGAAAAAUGUUAAGUUACUGCUCCUGGCGACUGCAACUGCAGCUUCAGUUGUAGUUUCAGACGUUUCUAUGAACUGGAGGUUUACUGUACUUUAGAGCCAUUCUCUGAGGCUGCAAGUGGUGACUGUGCAUGUGCGUUUUUAGGUGAAUUAUCUCUUUAAAGGAGAUUCCCAGAAGAUGUAACAGAAUUGGAGCUGUCAACAGCUUCUCAUGGUCUUCACACAACAAACAGAGCUGGCCCAGGCGUCAUCAGGUGAACUUCAGACGUGCUGUCUCUGUUAAAGAAUCGUCUUUUCGUCCAGUUUGGUCAUCAUCACAGAUUACUGAGCUCUCUCUGCUUCUCCCUCAGAAGCUGCAUGAAAAACUACUUUGGAAAAUGACUGAAAACAAACUUAAGGAGUUCGUCUGUUGACACCAGAAAUGUCCUUUAAUCGCUUCAGGUCAGUAGAUAACGAACAUACUGUCAUGAACUUUGUAGUGUCAUUUAAACUAUUUAAUAUCGGAGCAGCUGCAUUCAGUUAGAUAGUAAAUCCAUACAGCAACAUUCACUCCUAAAAGAAAAUUUGAAAAGAACAGUUUUAAUUAUCCAAUGCAAAUAUGCUUUUUAAUCAGCAGUUGUAGAUUAAUAUGAAUUAAUAAUCACAGACAGAAAUAUUCAGUUGUUCUAAAAUGGAUUUUCUUGAAAAGUAGAUAUUUUUACACUUUAGAUGAGCGCUGUUUGAAAGUCUCAGCUCUUCAACCAGUUAUAGCUCUCCACAUCUUUUUCCUGUUUAAUAUAGAAUAGCUAAUGUUUGAUGUAAAUUUACUACAAAAGCCCUGACCCCAAAGACGAACCGCAGCGUUUCUGUAUUUAUCACAUUUAUUUAUGUGACUGUGUGAAGUCUGACCAGGUUGAGACCUGAAUGAUUGUGGUUCAUCAGUUCACGGUGACGG